Messenger RNA from Paramacrobiotus metropolitanus, 1088 nucleotides. RefSeq lists its product as uncharacterized. Bases 364 to 696 code for a protein of 110 amino acids. The record is from RefSeq and is a predicted model, not a curated record. Lineage: Eukaryota; Metazoa; Tardigrada; Eutardigrada; Parachela; Macrobiotidae. The transcript has 2 exons.
AUCAUUAAUUAAGCAAGUGUUGUUGACUUCAGCAAUAUUUUUCAUACAUAAUGAUUUUCAAGAUAUUAUUGACGAAGAACCCGUAGAAUGUUGCGUAAUAUUCCCGUCUGACUGGUUAUACUGUAUAAUUGUAAUAGCAAUAUAUUUAACAGCUACACAAAUUUUUUGUUGUACUCCAGAUUAAUUUUUAGAUUAUGUACUGAGUUAUUGCAUUGAAAGAAUGGAGAAGAUGGGUGUGCAGCAUUGACAACAAGGGUGAUAGCUGUUUUCAUCGCACGUCUGCUGCUUUUAGACCAUUUCCGCCUGAUCCAGAUUUUUUGUUUGCCACAUUAGCCCUCCGGUGAUCCAGUCCAGGGACGAUCGAUGGACGAGGGGGGCGGGAUGUUGGUGGCCGGAUGGAUCACCCUCAUCAUCGUGCUGGCAAUUUUCAUAUUCAUCCCGCUGAUUAUCCUGGCUAUCGUCUGCUACCGGCGCAAAUACCACGGCACGGUGCAGGGCGCGGUGACGUCGGGAGCGCCCACCUACCCCGUCGGCCAGCCGGCCACCGUGACCUAUCCGACGUACGGUUAUGCGGCGUACAGUUACCCGGCAACCGGCGCUGCACCUCCCCCCGCUGCAUCAUCAGCACAACCUCCGCCAGCGGAUCCCGCGGCGGCUGCCACGCCGGCGCCUCCGCCGACGCGCAAGACGCAUUAAGCGGUUGACCUUUAGCUUAACUUUUUUCUGUUUAGUUUAUUUUCGGAACAGACAAACGCUUGAGGCACUCGCAAGUCGGGUUCGUAUGUAUGUAAACAUAAACCUUAGGGAAAUAUACAAAAGAUUAUGGCGUUUCAAAACACUGAGGAACGUUGCACAAUAUUCUUACGUAAACGUUGCACAAUAUUCGAUAGCUGUAAGCAAUGACCGGUAAUUUUUCUCAGUACAGAGUAGGUACCUCAAUCGAAGACAUAAUAUUCCUUAAGUGCUUGUUCUUUGUACCGCCAUCGGUAAUUUUAUCAAACCAAGUUUUGAGCCUCAUCGCUUUUAAGUUUGUCGUUCCUGUAUGGCAAAAUGGAUGUUGUGUUUGACAUACGAAAACCAUUAACUCA